UUUUGAAUUUUUGGGACUCAUAGAUUCAUUCUCACUUGUUUAUCAUAAACCCUAAACCCUUCCAUCUAAUUCUAAACCCUGCACUUGCGUUUUCCAAUCCCAGUGUCCGGUGUUGUGUUCUUCAAUGGCACGCUUGCUCCGUUCCUUCAGAAAAACCCUAACCCUAAAUCCCCAAAUUCACAUUCAACAACAACGACUAUGCAUUUCUCAUCCUCCUAUCAUCAUUUCCCGAAGAACUUACAUCUCCGAAAUGCGCAAAGAAGCUUUCGAAGGAAACAUUUCCAGACUCCUUCGUAACGAAAUCCAGUAUGAGAUUCAAUCCUCGUCUUCUUCCAAACCCCCUACUAACAAGUUUGGUUCCUUUAUGGUGGAUGGCCGACCUGGUGAGCGAUGGAUUACAUUGAAUAGACAAUUUGCCGAUGAAAAUAUUAAAGUUGAAGUCACCAUGUUUGAUGGAGCUGCCCCUGCCCCGAAAGCAAGUGGUGGUGUGGCUAAUUCAGAUGAAGUGCAGCUACACAUUACCUUAAUUGUCAAUAUCUACAAGGGAGAUGGUGGUGUGCUGGAAAUCAUGUGCUCUGCUUGGCCAGAUAGUAUAGAGAUAAAAAGGCUGUUUGUACGUGCGGGCAAAGAUACUCCAGCUGAGCCCUAUGCUGGUCCUGACUUUGAGGAAUUGGAUGAUGAGUUGCAGGAUGGCCUUUAUGAUUUCUUGGAUGCAAGGGGUAUAGAUAAUAAACUAGCUACUUACUUGCAUCAGUACAUGAAACACAAGGACAAAACGGAGCUAAUAGGAUGGAUGGAGAAGGUUAAAUCUUUUAUUGAAAAGAAAUAAGUGCGUUGAAAUUUAUAAAUGUUCUAGAUGAGAUAAACCAUGAGAUCAUAUCUCUUGUCUAUUUUGUCACUGAAGUUUAUUUCAAAGAAAAUAAACACUUAUUUUUUGUUCACUUCUUUGGAAUAAUCAUUGUUUGUAGAAAUUGUAUAACUAAAUACGAAAUGACCAUAUUGUAUUUAUGUUUU
Messenger RNA from Lathyrus oleraceus (garden pea), 1014 nucleotides. RefSeq lists its product as uncharacterized. The transcript is spliced from 3 exons. Bases 125 to 829 code for a protein of 234 amino acids. The record is from RefSeq and is a predicted model, not a curated record. Gene Ontology annotation, cellular component: mitochondrial matrix. NCBI's taxonomy places the organism in Eukaryota, Viridiplantae, Streptophyta, Magnoliopsida, Fabales, Fabaceae.